This is a messenger RNA of Hibiscus syriacus, 951 nucleotides long. RefSeq names its product protein EXORDIUM-like. The record is from RefSeq and is a predicted model, not a curated record. The coding region runs from base 1 to 951 and encodes 316 amino acids. The transcript has a single exon. NCBI's taxonomy places the organism in Eukaryota, Viridiplantae, Streptophyta, Magnoliopsida, Malvales, Malvaceae.
AUGGGUUGUUCAAUCCGCCUCUUUGGUCUUGGUCUUGCCCUUUCCGUCACUCUGCUCAUCCCUUCCUCGGCCGGAGCCGGUCACAGGUACAACCCUUUUACCGACACGCCGCAGAUAAAAAACCAUGGUGGUGAGAUGCUGACCGGAAAGAUUAAACUAGCCAUCAUGUGGUACGGAGAUUGCGGUAAAGAAAUAAAGAACACAAUGAGGAACUUCAUCAAAUCAUUGAAUUUUGUAGGUGGCUCACCCAAACUUAAACCAAAAGUCGCGAGCUGGUGGGAAAUGGUCGAAAGUUACCAAUCCUUGAUGCCGAAUGCAAAGCCCGGUAAACCCCCAAAAAUCAGCGUCAAAGUGGCGAGACAAUCGUCCGAUAAGAACUCUAAAUUCGGCAAGGUCUUGACUUUGCAACAACAUGUACCGAAGCUCAUUCAACGUGUGACUAAAGGCGAUCUGAGUCUCCUUCCGGUCAUCGUCGGGGCACGAGAUAUCACCAUUCAAGGCGUUUGCUACGGACGAUGUUCGUUUUGUUUCCACACGGAGCCACCCAAUCCACAGACAUACAUCGUGGUCGGGAACCCUGAAUUCGAGUGCCCCGAAGAAUGCAUAUGGCCUUUCCAUGCUACUACAUAUGCCCCCAAGGGACCGGUGCUUAAACCGCCGAAUGGUAAUCUGGCAGCCGAUGCGAUGGUCGUUUCCUUCGCAUCCGCAUUGGUCGAUUCUGUCACUAACCCUAUGCGCAAUGCCACGUACCAUUCAUUUUAUUCCAAAAAACUCGGGCCUUGCGUCGUUUGCAGUGGCAUUUUCGGCCGUGGCUCCACCCCGGGAAACCCCGGCCUGGUUCAAACCGAUCCCAAAACUGGUGGGAAUUAUAACUUCUGUGGGUACAAUAAUAAAAAGUUCUUACUUCCUGCAAUCUGGAACCCCAUAACUAAUUCUUGCUGGACUGGCUAA